Nestor notabilis (Kea) is the source of this 905-nucleotide messenger RNA. RefSeq names its product telomeric repeat binding factor (NIMA-interacting) 1 (gene TERF1). The transcript is spliced from 9 exons. NCBI's taxonomy places the organism in Eukaryota, Metazoa, Chordata, Aves, Psittaciformes, Psittacidae. Gene Ontology annotation, biological process: telomere maintenance. The record is from RefSeq and is a predicted model, not a curated record. Gene Ontology annotation, cellular component: nucleus; chromosome, telomeric region. The annotation marks the transcript as partial. Gene Ontology annotation, molecular function: telomeric repeat DNA binding; protein homodimerization activity.
CUCUUAUUAGUGGCCUCUCCAUAAUACCUACACAUCAGAAGAGAGUGGUGUAUCUCUGUCAGCUUUUGAUAAGAAUUGCAAAAGGAAAAAAACUUGAAUGCCAUUUUGAAAAUGAUAAAAGAAUUUCACCUUUGGAAUCUGCUCUGUCUUUCUGGACUUUACUUGAAAGGGAAGAAAUUGAACUGGAAAAGCUUCAUAAAGAUAUUCGUCAGUUGAUUCAAAUUCAGGUUGUUGCAGUCUAUAUGGAAAAUGGAUAUUUCAAGGAGGCUGCUGAAGUUCUUGAAAGGCUGUUUACAGACUCAGAAUCAGAUAAGCCUUUAAGGGUGAAGCUGGCAACUGUAAUUAAAAGCAAGGAUCCAUAUGUUCCCCUUCUCCAAAGCUUCAGUUACAAUGUUUUGACAAGUAAAAUCAAGGCUUACACUGCACUUUUCAUGAAAGAAAAUGAAACUAAUGUCUUAUUACAGGCAGCCACAAAACAGGUAGAGUCUCAAGGACUGGGAGCAACAGAGUUGCAAAGCACAACUGUGCAUGCCAAUGAAAAUGGCAAAGAGAAUUUGGAAACAAAACAAAGAUUAAUGAAAGAGCAACACAGUAUUACAGAUCAGUCACCUGGAGAUGUAAGAAACCCCACAGUAAGGCCUCGUUCAGGACGGAAACUCAGAGAGAGAACUGUUCUUCAGAGUCUGAGCAGCCUGCAAAAUGUGGAAAAACGUGGAGAUGCUUUGGCUUCAAUUCGAAAAAGACAGCGAUGGACUUACAAAGAAGACUUGGAACUGAAAUCGGGAGUGAAAGAGUUUGGAGUGGGUAACUGGGCUAAAAUUUUGGUCUAUGGUAACUUCAACAACCGAACUAGUGUCAUGUUGAAAGACCGAUGGAGAACACUGUGCAAGAUCCAACAAGGCUGA